Messenger RNA from Limulus polyphemus (Atlantic horseshoe crab), 1017 nucleotides. Its product is annotated as arylsulfatase B-like. The record is from RefSeq and is a predicted model, not a curated record. Bases 1 to 1017 code for a protein of 338 amino acids. Lineage: Eukaryota; Metazoa; Arthropoda; Merostomata; Xiphosura; Limulidae. The transcript is spliced from 11 exons.
AUGUCACAAGAACGACAACAUCUGCUAAGUCUUUUCACCUUAUUGGUAAUUGUACUCGUUUUGAUUCGGAACGCGAUAGGACAACGACGGUCGUUUUCUAUGAGACCUCAUGUUGUUUUGAUUGUAGCGGAUGAUUUAGGGUGGAAUGAUGUCAGCUGGAAUAAUCCCGACAUAAAGAUGCCUAACUUAGAACGUCUUGCGCGAGGUGGUGUCAUCCUCAACCAGUCGUAUGUACAACCGGUUUGUAGCCCAUCGAGAACAGCAUUCAUGACUGGUUAUUUUCCUUAUCACGUUGGUAGACAGAAUAGUUAUAUUCAUCGUUUCCAGCCGUCUGGUGUAUAUUUAAAUUAUACAUUUUUACCUGAAAAACUAAAACAACUCGGAUACUCAACCCAUGUUAUCGGAAAAUGGCACUUAGGAUAUUGCAACUGGUCAUAUACCCCAACAUUUCGAGGGUUCGAUUCUUUUUUCGGUUUCUACUUGGGUGCUGAAGAAUACUAUACCCACAGAAGUGGUUAUGAUGGGCAGAAUUACCUGGAUCUUCGUAAUAACACCAAACCAGCCACAGAAUAUGGCGGCGUUUACUCCACUAACCUGUUCUCUACUGUCACGACAAAGCUGAUUUCGAGACUAAAUCCCAGAAUCCCAACAUUUCUUUAUCUCCCGUUUCAAGCCGUACAUUCCCCGCUAGAGGUUCCUCAGAAAUAUCUAGAUAUGCACAAGAAUAUUGAAGAUGUGAAUAGAAGGAAAUACAGUGGAAUGAUUUCAGCUUUAGAUGAAGCAGUAGGAAAUAUAACUACCGCUCUAAAGAAAUAUGGUUUCUAUAGCAACUCGGUUAUAGGUUUUACCACUGACAACGGAGGACAGAUUCAGUUUGGUGGAAACAAUUGGCCUCUGAGAGGAAACAAAGGAACAUUAUGGGAAGGAGGAACUAGAGGUCCCGCCUUCGUACACAGUCCUUUAUUGAACAGGAAGGGUUUCGUAACCAAUAAUCCUUUCAAGUUACUACAGGGUUGA